Rhizopus microsporus ATCC 52813 is the source of this 1488-nucleotide messenger RNA. RefSeq names its product Vps5-domain-containing protein. Gene Ontology annotation, cellular component: endosome. The record is from RefSeq and is a predicted model, not a curated record. Gene Ontology annotation, molecular function: phosphatidylinositol binding. The coding region runs from base 1 to 1488 and encodes 495 amino acids. The transcript has 5 exons. NCBI's taxonomy places the organism in Eukaryota, Fungi, Mucoromycota, Mucoromycetes, Mucorales, Rhizopodaceae. Gene Ontology annotation, biological process: retrograde transport, endosome to Golgi; protein retention in Golgi apparatus.
AUGAACAAUUUUGAAUCCAUUCAUUCUUCGCUUGAUUUUAACGAGAGUCUAUUAGAGACUAAUCCUUUUGCAGAUGCUGUGCCUACAGGAAGUGGCUCGAUUGAACCUGCAGAUACUCAGCAUAGUCAUGACAUUGAGCAGCAGACAGUUAUUGAACAACAAACAACACCGCCAGUGAAUGAACAACAAAUAGAAGAAGAACAGACAAUAGAAGAAGAAGAACCAAGUGAAAUGACUGAACGGUUACAACAAGUUGAUAUCAAUAAACCGAGUUCACUUGACACAUCGUCUAUAGAAGAUACCCAAUCAAAAUCCUUACAAGUGCCCGAAAGUGGAUCUCGACCCUAUUUUCAAAUUACCAUUGAGGAUCCACAGAAAGUAGGUGACGCUAUUAAUGCUCAUAUUGUCUAUAAAGUCAGAACCAAGACCAACUCUCCUGCUUUCCGUUCACCAGAAGUGAUUGUGGCAAGAAGAUACCGCGACUUUUUAUGGCUUUAUAACCAACUGACACUAGGCAACCCAGGCGUGAUUGUACCUCCUGUGCCUGAAAAGCAUGCAUUAGGCCGCUUUCAAGAUGAUUUUGUAGAGUCAAGAAGAAUGGCCUUGGAGCGAUGUCUGCAAAAGAUCGUUGCACAUCCGAUGCUCUAUGGAGAUCCUGACCUAAAGGUAUUUUUGGAAAGCGAAUCAUUUAAUAUCGAAAAGCGACAGAGACGAGCGGAACCAGAAAAACUCGGGUUUAUGCGAUCCUUUGGCGAGACACUAUCGAAUGCAGCCACCUUUUCAAAGUUUGUCGAGGUCGAUGAAUGGUUUGCAUCGAAACGAAAUCAGCUGGACGCAUUGGAGGCGCAGUUAAAGGGGCUGUUGAAAAGCGUGGAAGGCGUAGUAAAGCAACGAAAGGAACUGGGUUCAGCCACAGCCGAUUUUGGUGAAAGUAUGUUUCCGCUGGCCUCGGCGGAAUUAAAUCAUAGCUUAUCGACUCAUUUGAAAAUACUUGGAGAGAUACAGAAAAAGAUGAAGCAGUUGCAUGAGGAGCAGGCACAAUAUGAUAUCAUUACUCUAGAGAAUACAAUCGAUGAGUAUAUUCGUAUCAUUGGAUCUAUUAGGAUCGCUUUUAAUGCUCGAGUGAAGGCGUAUCAAACUUAUCAACAAGCUGACUCUGAAUUACAGCGAAAGCUGGCCUUAUUUGAGAAAGUGAAGGCACAGCAAAAGAACAAGCCGGACAAGUUGGCUGCUUCUCAACAAGAAAUUAACGAGAUGAAACAAAGGGUGGAAGAGCUUGAGCAAGAGUUUUAUGAUAUAUCUAAGCUGAUAAAGAGUGAACUGGAUCGAUUUGAUAAGGAAAAAGUGGAAGACUUUAGAGAUAGUGUUCAGCAAUUCCUAUGUAGUAUGAUUGAGCAUCAAAAACAGAUUGUUGCGCUAUGGGAAACAUAUUUUGAACAGACAGAAGGGCUUGAAGAAGAGGAAGAAGAAGAAGCAGAAACAGAGUAA